Messenger RNA from Venturia canescens, 6732 nucleotides. RefSeq names its product obelus (gene obe). The coding region runs from base 215 to 6601 and encodes 2128 amino acids. Gene Ontology annotation, molecular function: ATP hydrolysis activity; ATP binding; nucleic acid binding. The transcript has 17 exons. NCBI's taxonomy places the organism in Eukaryota, Metazoa, Arthropoda, Insecta, Hymenoptera, Ichneumonidae. The record is from RefSeq and is a predicted model, not a curated record.
UAUUCCGUAUUGUUGAAGUCAAUUACAUUCGAGGUUAACCUGUCCGUUUCUCUCGUACUCUGUUCUUGUGUCAAAAUAAUUGGUGGACUGUCACAGGAAGACAUUGGACAAAUGUAAAAAUUAUUUUAUCCAGGAGAAAUCGUUUGGAAACGUUUCUCUACUUUUUUUAAUUUUACAUGAGUCUUUUGAGAGAUUCAAACGCAGAGUCAUCAGAAUGCUUGAAGUUCCUCGGCUCACUCGAGCUUUAAGAGCAUUCACCGAUCUUGGUCGUAAAAAGCAAUCCAAUGGCUAUACAACAGAUUUGACUUAUAAAAAACAAGAGCAAGCUGCCAAUUUGACACGGCAACUCAGCUGGAAAGAAUUCUGCAAAAAGUUACCAAAAAAUGUAGGGCCUCUUCUUACACAAGUUCAUGCCACUAUAGCAAAGUAUUGCGAAGGUGAGUUGCCGUCGUUUGUGGAUUACAUAGCAAUAUCCGUUGUGCAAAUUUUGAUACAAGAAAAGUAUAUCAGUCAGAAAACCCUCAAAACUUUGGAAACCAUGAUGAUUGGUGUGACACAAAAGAUUAUACAAGAGCUGCACAAGACAGUGAACGAUAUCAAGGACCAUUUGACAGAUGAGAGCAUCGAAUUUAUUGUGAAUUUUGAUCGAGAAGCUCCGGAUAAGAAUGACUCAGAAUCAACCUGCUUUGGAGAGAACAUCGAAUACAAACAAGCGACAUUCGUGUGGCCAGACACGGGAUUUCUACAUGAUAUGUGUCAUCUGGAUGCUCCAAAACCAGCUGACGAUUUUACAAUGUUGUAUGAAAAAAUUGGGAAAGCAAGCAACGAAAGCAUGUUCAACAAAAACGACUUCAUCGAAGGUCUCCGGGAAUGUUACCUCAAGUACUCAAUAGACAUGGUGUAUACACAAUUUGUAAAUACGCUGGAGGAUAAAUUGAAGAAUGCAGAUAAUCUUGAAAACGAAUUAUUCGAUCUUUUGGGAUUUGAAAAUAUACAAUUUGUGGAAUAUUUGAUCAGGCAUCGUCGAAGCAUAAGUUCGGUACUGUCUGUGCAAAAAUCGCAUCGAGCUAUGCCAGCCAAAAUUUCGGAGCAGCCUGGAUAUGGAUGUCAAGUGACCGUGCAGUCGGCGAAAGAAGUACAACUGAUGAAGCAGUAUCGAAAGGAAGAAAAAAAAAUGAUGAAAGCCUCGAAUAAACACGCAGGAAACGGUGACAUUUCGGAUGAGGAUAUUGAUCCGAUUAUGCUGCGCAUAAAGAGACAAGAAGUUCUUUUGGCCCAAAAGGCUCCGAUUUUUUCUUCAUCAAAAAGAAUAGGCACCAGCAGCGCGCGAGACUAUUACCCGUUCGUCUUUGACUCUAAGCUUACAACAAAAAACACUGCCGGCACAGUGGCGGGUAAAAAUAUUAUGUUGCCUGAAGAUGUUACGAGGAAAGAUUCGCAGCUUUGCGAAGAAGUUCACAUUCCAAUCGCGGAAGCUGAUCCUCUCGAAAUCGGAAAUGAACCUGUUCUAAUAUCAACUCUUGAUGAGAUUGGACAAAUGGCUUUUAGCGGUGUGAAGGCACUAAACCGGAUACAAAGUAUCGUAUUUGAUGCGGCGUAUCAUAGUAACGAGAAUCUUUUGAUAUGCGCACCAACAGGAGCAGGAAAAACGAACGUCGCACUGUUAACUGUGGUACAUCAGUUAAAACUAAACAUGGAGAAUGGAAUACUGAAGAAAGAUCAAUUAAAAAUAAUCUACAUAGCUCCGAUGAAGGCUCUGGCGGCUGAAAUGACUUCGAAUUUCAACAAGAAGCUCGGCUGCCUGGGAGUUACAGUUCGUGAAUAUACUGGGGACAUGCAAUUGACGAAAACUGAGAUACAACAGACACAGAUGAUCGUAACGACACCGGAAAAGUGGGACGUCGUUACGAGGAAAGGCUCGGGCGACAUAGCUUUAACGAAUAUCGUUAAAUUGCUGAUCAUAGAUGAAGUACAUCUGUUACAUGGUGAUCGAGGUCCUGUGGUCGAAGCUCUCGUAGCCCGUACUUUACGACAAGUCGAGUCGUCGCAACGAAUGAUAAGAAUCGUUGGGCUUUCCGCCACUUUGCCAAAUUACGUCGAUGUUGCUAGAUUUCUUAGAGUUAAUCCUUACAAAGGGCUUUUCUACUUCGAUCAUCGCUUUCGCCCGGUUCCUCUCAGUCAAACGUUCAUUGGCGUAAAAGCGAUAAAACAAUCACAACAAAUGCAUGACAUGGAUCUCGUUUGUUACAAUCAAGUAGUCGAUAUGGUACGAAAGGGACAUCAAGUUAUGGUUUUUGUACACGCUCGAAAUGCCACCAUUCGUACUGCAAAUGCACUAAAAGACAUCGCCGGUCAGAAUGAUACGCUAAAGUUAUUCCGAACCGAAGGCCCCUCCAAAGGCUUGGCACAAAAAGCUCUUGGCAAUUCACGGAACAAAUAUCUCGGGCAGUUGUUUCAAUAUGGGUUCUCCGUGCAUCAUGCGGGAAUGCUCAGAACUGACAGAAACAUGGUGGAAAAGUAUUUUUCACAAGGUCUCAUCAAAGUUUUAGUCUGUACUUCGACCCUCGCAUGGGGAGUUAAUUUACCGGCUCAUGCAGUUAUUAUUCGCGGAACCGAGAUUUACGAUGCCAAGCACGGAACUUUCGUUGAUCUUGGAAUACUGGAUGUUUUACAAAUUUUUGGACGUGCCGGUAGACCACAGUUCGAUACUUCCGGUCACGCAGUAAUAAUAACAGCGCACGCAAAAUUAUCGCAUUACUUGUCACUGUUGACGAAUCAGUUUCCUAUCGAGAGCAGUUUCAUUAUUUAUUUGGCGGACAAUUUGAACGCUGAAAUCGCUCUAGGCACGAUAUCCAAUGUGGAAGAAGCCGUUGAGUGGCUCAGCUACACGUAUUUGUUUGUUAGAAUGAAACUCAAUCAUGUCGCAUACGGUAUACCGUAUCAGACCAUCAUUGAUGAUCCAAAUUUGGACCGUAAAAGACGAGAGCUGAUUGACAGCGCCGCGAAGGCUCUGGACAAGGCGAGAAUGAUUCGUUAUCAUCCUAGAACCGGAGAUCUCAGUUCUACAGAUCUCGGGAGAACUGCCAGUCAUUAUUACCUCAAGUACGAUACGGUUGAGAUAUUCAACGAUCUUGCCAAACCGAUUAUGAACGAAGCCGAUAUUCUCGGUAUGAUAUCACGCUCACAAGAGUUCGAGCAGCUGAAGGUACGGGACGAUGAAAUGACAGAACUAGACAAUUUAUCGGCGGACUAUUGCGAAGUGAUACCACAAGGAGGAACCGAGAAUGUUCAUGGCAAAGUGAACAUUCUCAUACAGACUUACCUCUCGCAAGGACGCGUCAGUUCGUUCUCGUUGUUAUCGGAUCAAGCGUAUAUAACGCAGAAUGCAAUGAGAAUUUGUCGAGCUUUGUUUGAAGUAAUGCUGCGUAAAAACAACGCUAUAAUGGCUGGACGCUUGCUCAACAUGGCGAAAAUGCUCGAAUCUCAACAAUGGGAUAAUAUGAGUCCGAUGAGACAAUUUCGCUGUUUGGGACAAGAUAUUAUUGACAAAAUCGAGGAACGUAAUCUGACUGUUGAUCGGUUGCGCGAAAUGGACGUCUCGGAAAUUGGUAUGUUUUUACGCAACCACAAAACGGCUGCGCUCAUAAAGAAAUGCUGCGAAGAAUUUCCGGGUUUGGAAAUGGAAUCGAGUCUUCAGCCGAUCACACGAACCGUCUUACGUAUUCGUCUAAAAGUUUACGCUAAUUUCACGUGGAAUGAUCGUGUACACGGGAAAAGUUCUGAAGCGUUUUGGAUUUGGAUCGAGGAUGCGGAGAACAAUUUUAUCUAUCAUCACGAAUAUUUCGUCCUCACAAGAAAAAUGGUUUUGAUGAACGGCGAGCAAGAGUUGGUGAUGACAAUACCAUUGACGGAGCCAUUGCCGGCUCAGUAUUUCGUGAGAGCAACCAGUGAUCGAUGGUUAGGCUGCGAGACGACGUUACCGCUGACUUUUCACAAUCUCAUACUGCCGGAGCUACAUCCGCCCCACACAGAUCUUUUGGAACUUCAGCCGUUACCGGUGAAUGCUCUGAAAGAUUCGAGAUUCGAGAAACUGUACAAAUUUUCGCACUUCAAUCCGAUACAAACACAGAUUUUUCAUUGCCUCUAUCACACUGAUUGCAACGUCUUGCUCGGAGCACCGACAGGCUCGGGAAAAACAAUAGCCGCCGAGAUUGCGAUGUUCCGAGUAUUCAAACAGUAUCCCGAUCAAAAAGUCGUUUAUAUAGCACCAUUGAAGGCUUUGGUGCGUGAGCGUAUGAGCGAUUGGAAAAUAAGAAUCGAAGAACGUCUUGGAAAGACAGUGGUCGAGUUGACCGGUGACGUCACUCCGGACAUGCGAGCGGUCGAGAAAUCGAGCGUGAUUGUCACAACUCCUGAGAAGUGGGACGGCAUCAGCAGAAGUUGGCAAACUCGUAAUUACGUUAAAAAAGUAGCUCUCAUUAUAAUUGACGAGAUUCAUCUGCUCGGUGAAGAUCGAGGACCCGUUCUCGAAGUAAUCGUUUCACGUACAAAUUUCAUCGCCUCUCAUACGAAAAAGUCUCUGAGGAUCGUUGGUCUCUCGACCGCUUUGGCCAACGCCGCCGAUCUCGCUGAUUGGCUCGGUAUUAAAAAAAUGGGACUUUACAAUUUCCGACCUUCCGUACGUCCCGUACCACUGGAAGUUCACGUCAGUGGUUUCCCUGGAAAACAUUAUUGUCCACGUAUGGCUACCAUGAAUCGACCCACUUUUCAAGCUAUCCGACAACACGCGCCUGACAGCCCUUCCCUCGUCUUCGUUUCCUCUCGACGACAAACUCGUCUUACCGCCAUUGAUCUCAUUGCUUAUCUCGGCGCUGAAGAUCAACCUAAACAGUGGCUACACAUGCCCGAAGAGGAGAUGUACGAUUUGGUCGAAAAUAUCAAAGACACCAAUCUCAAACUUACACUCGCUUUUGGUAUUGGUAUUCAUCAUGCUGGUUUACAAGAAAGAGAUCGUCGCACUGUCGAAGAAUUAUUCGUCAACAAUAAAAUACAGGUUCUCAUAGCAACGUCCACGCUCGCAUGGGGCGUCAAUUUUCCUGCUCAUUUGGUAGUGAUAAAAGGAACAGAAUAUUACGACGGAAAAACAAAACGUUACGUCGACAUGCCGAUCACCGAUGUGCUUCAAAUGAUGGGCCGUGCCGGCCGUCCGCAAUAUGACAACUCCGGUGUUGCAGUCGUCCUUGUUCACGAUAUAAAGAAAAAUUUCUACAAGAAAUUCCUCUACGAUCCGUUUCCCGUUGAAUCUAGUUUGCUUCAAGUAUUGCCAGAUCACGUCAACGCAGAGAUCGUUGCUGGUACAAUUAAGACGAAACAAGAAUUCCUUGACUACAUGACGUGGACGUAUUUCUUCAGGCGAUUGAUGAAAAAUCCGCGCUAUUAUGAUCUCGAAAUUUUGGAGCCUUGCCGCAUUAACGAGUAUCUUUCGGAAUUGGUGGAAAAAACUCUCAAGGUUCUUGCAGACUCACAUUGUGUGGAAAUUGAUGAGCAAGAACAAACGAUUUAUCCGCUUUCCAUGGGAAGAAUAGCUUCGUUCUACUAUUUGUCACACUUGACGAUUGCCAAGUUUGACGCUGCGUUACAUGACAAUCUUACGAUUGAACAAUGUUUGAGGAUCAUGUGCGACGCUCACGAGUACGAUGAGAUACCAGUUCGUCACAACGAGGACCUCCUUAACGAGGAGUUGGCGAAGCGAUGUCGUUUCCAGGUCGAUCGAUUGUCGUACGAUUCGUCAAACACUAAAGCAUUCCUGCUGCUCCAAGCUCAUUUCUCACGUCUCACACUUCCGUGCGCUGAUUACAUUACCGAUUUGAAAUCUGUCCUCGAUCAAUCGAUAAGAAUAUUGCAAGCGAUGAUCGACGUUGUUGCGGAACGUGGCUGGCUCCCGAGUACUCUCAGAAUAAUGCAACUGUUGCAAAUGAUCAUUCAAGCACGCUGGAUCGAUGAAUCGCCAAUUGCCACAUUGCCUCACAUAAAAAAAGAACACCUUCAUUUGUUCUCAUCUUUGCCGAAAUGUUUUGCAGCAUUGUGCGCCAGUAUGAACAAUAAUUACAAAAAACUCGCAGAUGCAUUAUCCGAAGAAUUCACUUCGAGUGAAAUUAAGGAGAUUCAUCAAGUUAUGAAAUCCAUGCCGGCAAUUAACGUCGAAUUGUCCCUUUUAUCGACUUUGGACGAUUCGACCGAAAAAAAAGUGAUCAAUAUAACGUCCCAACGAGAAGUUUUUCUAGAUAUUCGAGCUAAUCAAGAUUACACUCUUGUAAUAAAUCUUCGACGUAAGAAUCGUUCGAGUAAUCUACGAGGGCAUUGUCCAAUGUUUCAACGUGGCAAGGAUGAGGGAUGGUUUUUGAUUCUGGGCGACACCGCUCAGGGAGAGUUGUGGGCAUUGAAGAGAACGGCGGGUGUCAAUAAUCAGACAAGAACAAGUCAAUUGGAAUUUACUUCACCUUCAUACCCAGGCCGAACGAAAGUGACGUUUUUCCUCAUGUCGGAUUGUUACAUCGGCUUCGACCAACAGUACGACAUUUAUCUCAAUGUGAUAACUUAACUCGGAUCGUACGCGACAGCCAAACGUUUUUACAAGCUAUAUUUUAUAAACUAUUAAACCACGAUCCAAAACAUUCUCUGCUGUAAAUACUGUUAACAGUAAAAAGAAAAUACAUUAAUAUAUUUGAUUUA